CCUACCUUCACGGCCGAAGAGAGGCUAGGCGCGGCUCCGAAGUCGACUCCUGAGGCAUCGAUGUGUCCCUGAGGCCUGGAGUGCCUGAAGCUUGGCAUCGCGGCAGAUGGAGUUUAUCAUCAAAUCUCCGGCAAUAGAGAGCAAUUGAGUACGCAGAGCUGGCCCGAGUCGAUCCAAGGGCCUUAUUCCUCUUGUCUCGGUAUUUCCCUUCUAUGACGUGUGGACCAUCCUUAUACGUCUUUCUUCUGACCCUUCUUUACUCGUCCUCUCUUUUCAAUGACUCCCGAAAGCCGCGAUAACUCCGGCCAGGCACCGGGCAAUGUAAGCAUCUCACGCGCCAGGGAUUAUUUCGCCGUCCCUGCUCCGAUCAAGCGCAUCUUUGAUCGGUUUCCUCUUGUCACUUAUCCUUCCAAUGGCCUUCCCCAACGGGGUGCCUUGAACCGAACCAGCAAUAAGCUGUUUGUAUUCACAGAUGCGGCGGGUGCGAAACAUGACCGACCCUCAUUCAACCCACAAUGUCUCAAGUGGCAGGCAUACUUAAAAUUUGUCGGCAUUGAGUUCGAUAUUGUUCCAUCGAAUAAUCAUGCAUCGCCAACCGGUGCUCUUCCUUUCCUUCUCCCUGCCCUUCCAGUCAACAACAAUGCCCCGAUACCUUCGACCAAGCUACAAAAGUGGGCUAUUGAGCAAGUUCAUUGCGAAGAAGAACAGCAGUUGGAUUUACGCUUUGAAGUAUAUGCAUCAUUGCUGGAUCAUCGGAUACGAAAUGCUUGGCUAUACACACUAUAUAUAGACAAUGAAAACUUCAGCUCGGUAGCUCGACGACUCUAUGUGAAUCCGUCGACCACCAACUCGCUGGUACGCUCUGCUCUAGCAUCUCAGCUUCAGCAGGCUGCAAGGGAUGAGCUCCUAAAAUCGUCCCAAUACAUUGAUGCUAGCGCAUUGGAGGUAGAAGCGGGCGAUGCCUUCGAGGCACUUUCUACGCUUCUAGACACUAAUGAACACUUCUUUGGACGGUCUACUCCUGGUUUAUUCGAUGCCGGUGUCUUUGCAUAUACCCAUUUGAUACUAGACGAGGGAAUGGGAUGGAAGCGGAAUAGGCUGGCAGAGCUUCUGCAAAAGCAUGAAAAUCUAGUGCAGCAUCGGGAAAGGUUGUUAAAAUACUUCUAGAUAUUGAAUCUUGGAACAAAUAUUCAUGUAUAUUAUUGCUAGCCCACGUUUUCUUUUUCAAAUCUCACAGCAGAAACAGGAACUAGCUUCAUAAUAGUAGCGCCUCAUCACAACCGCUUUCUAAAGCAGAUGCCAAACCACACCGUGAUGCCAAUCCACUUCUUCGCUCUUUUACCCAGACCCUCUGCCCUUGUCUCAGUCACCUUUCUCUCUCGAACCCGCUCUCCAUCUAACUCUUCAACAUCAAAUCCCGCCUUCUCAGCGGCAUUUAACACAUCCUCAAUGGUAUGCGAAUAACUAGUCGGCCGAAUCUUCGUCCCAGUCGCCGUAUCCACAAAUCCCGCCUGGCUAAUCGACCCCAUCUCAGAAUGCAUAUUAGUCAAAAGAAAAUAACCCCCAGACCUCAUCAGCGCCGCCACGCCCUUAAAGAACUGGUCCACAGGAAUAUGUUCCAAAACCAACGUUGAGAUCACACCCACCGCGCCCAGACUACACUCCGGCGGCACCGGUGGCGACUGAAGCAAAUCGUAUAUCUCCAACGAAACCCUACUAGAAAGAGAAGCAUCUGUUUCCUUCUCCUUAUCGAUCACCGUCCGCGCAACAUCCAGCAUCCCCGGUGAAGCGUCCACCCCAAC
Molecule: messenger RNA, 1802 nt
Organism: Aspergillus alliaceus
Lineage: Eukaryota; Fungi; Ascomycota; Eurotiomycetes; Eurotiales; Aspergillaceae
Product: putative mitochondrial outer membrane protein (Sam35)
Exons: 3
Coding region: 277-1167 (296 amino acids)
Biological process (GO): mitochondrion organization
Cellular component (GO): SAM complex
Source: RefSeq, a predicted model, not a curated record